AUGUACUCCUCGGAGCAGAAUCCCUUGCUCGAGGGAGACAGAGUGCAUAUCCCUGACGACUUGGACAGUGUGUACAACCGAUUCAACAAGGCUCAGAAAAACGUCAUUGUCUUCAUAGUGUCCUUUGCAGGACUGCUUCCUAUGUUCGUGACUGGGACGUUCGUCCCUUCCAUUCCUCAGAUAGCUCAUGACCUUGAUUCAACGGGUGCUGCUGUUAGCUUGGCUGUGAGUUUGUCAGUCUUUGCGAAUGCGAUCGGGGGUUUGGUGUGGGCAGCGUACUCCUCAUUUUACGGGCGUCGCCCAAUGUACUUGUGGGGUAUGCCUAUUCUAUGUAUCGGAAGCUUCGGCGUUGCUGCAUCAACGUCUCUCGAGAGGUUGCUGUUCUGGAGGUUUGUUCAGGCGUUUGGAUGCGCUGGCGGGGUGCCUGUAGGUGCGGCUGCUAUUGGCGACAUCUACAGGGUCGAGCAACGAGGUACAGCCAUGGGUAUUUUCUUUGGGGCUUGUCUUCUGGGCGUCGCACUGUCUCCCAUUACGGGAGGCACUGCAGCACAUUACUGGUCAUGGCGCAGCCUGCAGUGGUCGCUAGGACUGUGGGGCUUCAUUGAGAUGGGUUUCGUCUUUCUGUUUUUACCGGAGACAAGUCAUUCGCAUUCAGGGGGCAUUCGUGGGCUGACAACACCGUUCAACUUUGUGUGGAUCAAUCCUUUCAGCAGUCUCUGGCUACUGCGUAGUCCGAACAUCAUGGCUGUCACAUUAGCAAAUGCAUCUGCGAUGGUUACGGAAUACGUUUUAUUGAUCCCAAUCGCCUACACGAUCGGUGCUCGGUACCACAUAUCUAACGAGGCGCUGAUCGGUGCAUGCUUUCUCCCCAGUGGACUCGGAAACUUCAUUGCCUCCCCAAUUGCUGGGCGGUUGUCCGACACUAUGAUUGAAAAAUGGAAGGCGCGGCGAAAAGGCAUAUGGGUCCCUGAAGAUCGUCUACGUGCAGUCUUGGUCGGCGGGUUGUUCGUACCUUUAUCUGUUUGUCUUUCGGGAUUGGUCACCACGUACAUCGCCGGACCGUCGGGCUUGAUAUUGAAUUUACUUUGUUUCUUUAUGAAUGGCAUUGGAGUGGAUUUCGUUCUCACACCGAUUGGCUCGUACAACGUUGACGUGCUCCAAUCACGCAGCGCAGAGGUAAUUGCCGCAGUUACCGCUUUCCGCGCGAUCAUUCUCGCACCAGUGACUGCAGUUGUACUUCCGUCGAUAGAAACACUAGGGUUGGUAGCGACAAAUGGCAUAGCUACCAUGAUUGCGAUUAUUGGAUAUGGGCUUAUCGCUCUCACGAUUCGGUAUGGAGACCAAAUGAGAGCCUGGGUGGAUGUUGGAUAUACUGUCGUGAAUAUGUAA
Suillus clintonianus is the source of this 1389-nucleotide messenger RNA. RefSeq names its product major facilitator superfamily domain-containing protein. The record is from RefSeq and is a predicted model, not a curated record. The transcript has 12 exons. Lineage: Eukaryota; Fungi; Basidiomycota; Agaricomycetes; Boletales; Suillaceae. The coding region runs from base 1 to 1389 and encodes 462 amino acids. Gene Ontology annotation, biological process: transmembrane transport. Gene Ontology annotation, molecular function: transmembrane transporter activity.